Molecule: messenger RNA, 2396 nt
Organism: Carassius gibelio (silver crucian carp)
Lineage: Eukaryota; Metazoa; Chordata; Actinopteri; Cypriniformes; Cyprinidae
Product: FK506-binding protein-like
Exons: 3
Coding region: 125-1246 (373 amino acids)
Molecular function (GO): protein binding
Source: RefSeq, a predicted model, not a curated record
AAUCUUCACAUGCCGCACCUUUAGAGGGCGAUGGAAGGAAUUCAUUGUAGUGAGAUACUUGCUGUGGAAGAAGCUGUCUGACAGCGACAACGGCGAGCACUGAGGUCUUUUAAAACACAUCAUCAUGACAACAGUCCAAGUGCCUGGUACUCCACGUGAGACGUCGUGGAUCUCCGCGUGUCCCGGGGGUCUGUGGGAGGUUCGCCGGCGCUGGCUUGGAGAAAGACAACGAGGGGACUUCACGCCGAUGCUGGGCUCACUGUGUAAGGUCAAGGUGCGGCGAAGUACUGUUACGGAGGGAGAAACGCAACGUACUGCUUCUCAAGAGCAGGAGUCAACAGCCAGCGUUGAUUCUAGCGAGCAAGCUACCUCUCACCCCCGCUCGCAGGACUCUGUGCUGCAGCUCCCGCUGGAGGAGUGGUGCUUGCUGCGCAUGGGCGAAGGGCAGUGUGACAUUAUAGAGGGCUGCCUGGAAGGGAUGAGGGCUGGAGAGAUGUGUGAGUUUACAAUAAGUGCCUGGAAUGCAAGCAACUGCAAAUCAGCAGGCAGUGAUGCUAAUGGUACCCAGACUGAAAAUACAACAGGACAGGGAUCGUCUCAGCAGUCUGACUGCUUUACACUUCAGCUUCACUCUUUAACCCCUGGGCAGGAGUCUUGGCAGAUGACAGCUGGAGAGAAAUGGGCUUGGGUGCUGUCUCACAAGCAAAGGGGUGGUCAGCGGUUUGGGAAGGGAGAUAUCUGGGGCGCGGCAGACUGCUACUGUAGAGCGGUGAAGCUGGCAAUAACUUUAAAUGGCAAAACAAGGAGAAAGCCAGUGGAUGAAGUGUCUAAAGAAGGUAUGGAGGAAGAGGAUGAUGAUGCAGCUUUGACGCCAUGCUUUGAUCAAGAAAAUGAGCAGGCAGGUGCUGAUAUCUCAAUUCCAACUGAGGAGGAGUACAAAACUGUAAAAGCAGAACUUCACUGCAAUCUUUCUUUAUGCCAGUUUAAGUUAGGCCAGCUUGGUAAAUCCAGAGACAGCAGCAUCAAGGCCACUGAGCUGAACCCAAAGAGCACUAAGGCCUGGUACCGGCUUGGGCAAGCUUGCCUGCAGCUGGGCGAACUGGAGGAAUCUCGCAUGGCCUUUGGAAAGAUUCUGGAACUCCAGCCUGAUUCUGCAUCAGCUCGCACUGCUCUGAAACAAGUGAACUCCAAAUUAAAGGACUUAGACAGUAAACUCGGUCAAAGGCUGAGCAAGAUGUUUAUCUAGAAAAUAACUGAAAGUUGGGAAUUACAAAAGCAGAACGUGCAUAUGUAUGAACAUUAUAAAAACUGUUAAGUGCCCAGAAGUUGUUUUGGGUCUUUCCUUGUAGCUUAAAGGAUUAGUUCACUUCCAGAACUAAAAUUUCCUGAUAAUUGACCCCCCCACUCCCCAUGUCAUCCAAGAUGUUCAUGUCUUUCAUUCUUCAGUCGAAAAGAAAUUAAGGAUUUAGAAGAAAACAUUCCAGGAUUUUUCUCCAUAUAAUGGACUUCAAUGUUUGCCAAUGGGUUGAAGGUCCAAAUUGCAGUUUCAUUGCAGCUUCAAAGGGCUCUAUAUGAUACCAGAUGAUAAAUAUGGGUCUUAUCUAGCAAAACGAUCUGUUAAUUUAUUAAAAACAAAAACAAGUGCUAGCUCAACCUCACACAUUAUGUAUUCAUGUUGGAAAGGUGACGCACGUUAGCUCUUCGCCUGUGUACUCCAGUUCAAAAGGUUGGGUAGGGGCGAAAAACUUCAUUCAAAAUCAUUGGUUCACUUUUUUCUUAGCACAUUCACUAUGCAAACACUGGGUCGGUACUUCCAACUACUUCAUGCGUGACCUUUCCAACGUGACAACAUAAUGCGUGACGUUGAGCUAGUGCAGGAAAAGCAUUUGUGGUUAAAACAUUUAUUUUAUUUUUAAGAAAAUGACAGACUGUUUUGCUACAAAAGACCCCUGUUCCUUAGCUGGUAUCGUGUAGGACCCUUUGAAGCUGCACUGAAACUGCAACUUGGACUUUCAGCUCGUUGGUUCCCAUUGAAAACCAUUAUAUGGAGAAAAAUCCUGGAAUGUUUUCCUCAAAAACCUUUUUUUUCGACUGAAGAAAGAAAUGCAUAAAUAUCUUUGAUGACACGGGAGUGAGUAAAUUAUCAGGAAAUGUUUAUUCUGGAAUUGAACUAAUCCUUUAACUUUAAAACUUGAAGUAUGUUUACUGUAUGGGUAGUAUACAGUAUAUACAUCUUAAAUGUUCAAUGUUGUAAUUUGUCAAUGUUUAAAUCGACAAAAACUUGAAAGUUGUGCAAAGUCAUAUGACUGCUUACUGAAUGUACUUAAAUGUAUUUUUGUUAAAGUUUGUAUAUUUUUGUAAAAUAAAAAUGUACUGCUUUGAUGUUUUGUUCUAAA